UGAACUCGGCUCCCACGAUAAAACCCGAGUCGCCGUGUGUCCCUCCCUCCCUCCCUCCGACUCUCUCCACCCGGCUGCUGCAGCUCUCUCUCUCUCCCUUCCUGGAUCCAAACACACCAGAGAACCAUCAUGUCUGACAAACUGCCAUUCAAAGUUGCUGAUAUCAGCCUGGCCGACUGGGGGCGCAAGGCCAUCGAAAUCGCGGAGAACGAGAUGCCCGGCCUGAUGAAGAUGAGGGAGAUGUACGGUCAGUCCAAGCCCCUGAAGGGCGCCCGCAUCGCCGGCUGCCUCCACAUGACCCUGCAGACCGCCGUGCUCAUCGAGACCCUCACUGCCCUCGGCGCAGAGGUUCAGUGGUCGAGCUGCAACAUCUUCUCCACUCACGAUCACGCUGCUUCCGCCAUCGCCAAGGCCGGUAUCCCAGUGUACGCGUGGAAAGGCGAGACGGACGAGGAGUACGUGUGGUGCAUCGAGCAGACGCUGUACUUCAAAGACGAGCAGCCGCUCAACAUGAUCCUGGACGACGGAGGAGACCUCACCAACCUGGUCCACACCAAGUACCCCAAACUGUUGGCAGGGAUCCGCGGCGUGUCGGAGGAGACCACGACGGGCGUCCACAACCUGUACAAGAUGAUGAAGAAGGGCGAGCUGAAGAUCCCUGCCAUCAACGUCAACGACUCCGUCACCAAGAGUAAGUUCGACAACCUGUACGGCUGCAGGGAGAGUCUGAUCGACGGCAUCAAGCGAGCCACCGAUGUCAUGAUCGCAGGCAAAGUCGCCGUGGUGGCGGGCUACGGCGAUGUGGGCAAAGGCUGCGUGCAGGCGCUGCGCGGGUUCGGAGCUCGCGUCAUCAUCACCGAGAUCGACCCCAUCAACGCGCUGCAGGCCGCCAUGGAGGGUUACGAGGUAACCACCAUGGAGGAGGCUUGUACGGAAGGAAACCUCUUCGUCACCACCACCGGCUGCGAGGACAUCAUCCUGGGACAACACUUCGAGCAGAUGAAGGACGACUCCAUCGUCUGCAACAUCGGACACUUUGACUGUGAGAUCGACAUGGGCUGGCUCAACAAGAACGCUGCGGAGAAGGUCAACAUCAAGCCUCAGGUUGAUCGCUACCGCAUGAAGAGCGGCCGUCACAUCAUCGUCCUGGCCGAGGGCAGACUGGUGAACCUGGGCUGCGCCAUGGGUCACCCGUCCUUCGUCAUGAGCAACUCCUUUACCAACCAGGUUCUGGCUCAGAUCGAGUUGUGGGAGAACACCGAUAAAUAUCCCCUGGGAGUCCACUUCCUGCCCAAGAAGCUGGAUGAGCAGGUAGCCGCCGCCCACCUGGACAAACUGGGGGUGAAGCUCACCAAGCUGUCGGACAAGCAGGCCAAGUACCUGGGCGUGCCCUCCGAGGGGCCCUUCAAACCGGACCACUACCGCUACUGAGCCCGCUCAGCCGACAGGGGACGAAGAAGAGGAGGAGGAGGAGGAAGGAAGGGAGGAGGAGGAGGAGGAGGAGGGGGAGGAGGGGGAGGAGGUGUGGCUAGAAGGGAGAUGGGGUUUCGGUGGGUGGGAGCCGGUGGCACUCUGAGCACCACGUUUGGUUUUUGGCCAGAAUGUCGACUUCAGGGAAAAAAGACUUGUUAUUUCGUUUUUUGAAACAUCACCUUCCACUUGUAAAAACCUGCUUCACGAGCUGCGUCUCGUGUGGACGCCUCGUUCUGCUUCACGAAGGUUUCUGGUUGAAACGGGACUUUGCGGCUCCAUCGACACAAAGCUUCCGUUUUAAGUCGCAGCCGCCGACCUCAGUGUUCCCACCGACAGUCCUGCUCGUCACCCGUCUCCCCUCUCUCUCCCCUCUCUCUCCCCUCUCUCUCCUCUCUCUCUUUCUCUCUCUCUCUUUCUCUCUCUCUCUCUCGUCUCCUCUCCUUCAACUCCACCUCGUUUGUAAAAGAGGAUUCCUCUUUGUCCGUGUCAUUCCCUCUCCACUUGUGGAAUCAAAGAAACCCCCGAUGCUUUUUCUAUUUGAACUCUCUCUUCUCCGACUCGCUCGAGGGGAAAAAAAAAAAAGGAAGCCUUUUCACACCGCUUUGACAAAGCGGUUCAGCGGAACAGUGGCCUUACUCCGUUGUGUGUUCACACCAACGCCGCCCCGUGUUAGCACUUACAAGAGAAACCGUGCGAGACGUCACAGGUCUGUGUUCUCUACUCGUCCACGUCGGUUAGUGGCGAGCAACGAAAACGAGCGCCGCCGCCAAAGGAUCCACCAAAGCACAUCAUGGUUUGUUUCUGCCACAUUUUGACAAAGUCUUAUUCUUUCUGUUGCCUCGUUUUCUUCCUUAAUUGUGAUUUAUUUAAUUUGACUCUAAGGCCCCCUGUGAAACCCAUCAUGAGUUUUUUGAAAAACGGUUGUUGUUCUACUAAACGGUCGCAGCCUGAACGUUUCAGCGUUCAGCUGCAGGGGAAACGAUGGAUCGGGAAGUGUUGACGAUUGACAGAAAAGAAAAAAUAAUUAAAAGGAAAAACUCCGACGA
Scophthalmus maximus (turbot) is the source of this 2519-nucleotide messenger RNA. RefSeq names its product adenosylhomocysteinase (gene ahcy). The coding region runs from base 130 to 1431 and encodes 433 amino acids. The record is from RefSeq and is a predicted model, not a curated record. Gene Ontology annotation, biological process: L-methionine cycle. The transcript has 11 exons. Lineage: Eukaryota; Metazoa; Chordata; Actinopteri; Pleuronectiformes; Scophthalmidae. Gene Ontology annotation, molecular function: adenosylhomocysteinase activity. Gene Ontology annotation, cellular component: cytosol.